Molecule: messenger RNA, 4334 nt
Organism: Clupea harengus (Atlantic herring)
Lineage: Eukaryota; Metazoa; Chordata; Actinopteri; Clupeiformes; Clupeidae
Gene: ccny
Product: cyclin Y
Biological process (GO): regulation of cyclin-dependent protein serine/threonine kinase activity
Molecular function (GO): protein kinase binding
Source: RefSeq, a predicted model, not a curated record
ACCACCCACUUGAACCGGAACUAUUUCACUGGGUACUGUCGCCUCUGUAAGCUUGUAAGCCGAGCCCUAUAUUGACAGCUGACGCUGUUACAAUGUUACUUGGGCUAUUUUAACACAGCAUUUCUCAUGUUUUUCGACGGAUAAAAAAUGUUUCUGGUGCCGUCUUUGAUAUUGCUGUGGUAGGAUUCUGACAGCGACGGUGGCUGUUGCGUUAAUCGACGCGAGCUGCGUCGGUCGGGGGGAAUAUUUGGUUGAUUGGGGUGGGGUGGCCAGUAGCCCCAGCGAUUUAUUUGAUAUGUGUCGGUAAAUGGAUUAUAUCACAGCUGUUGCAAAUUAGGACCCGAGAAGGGUGCAUACACUCUGUAAGGUAUCUUUGCGUUUCCUAUUUUAGUGCUUGUAAACGUCGUGUUACGCCUCAGCCUGUCCUCGUGCCAGCUGUAUCGAAAGGCCAGGAGAAAGCUGGAUAUUACACUGCGUAGCGCUACCAUCAUCAUUAGCCUCUGCAAGGAAACCUAAUCAUGGGGAAUACGACCUCUUGCUGCGUAUCGUCCAGCCCGAAGCUUAGGAGAAAUGCGCACUCGAGGCUGGAGCCGUACCACCCGGAGCCGGAGCUUCCUCGGGACGACACUGGGGGCAAUCUUCAACACAUCAGCGAUAGGGAGAACAUUGACGAUCCAAACAUGGAGUACAACCCCUCAGACCAUCCGCGGGCCAGCACCAUCUUCCUCAGCAAGUCUCAGACAGAUGUUGCUGCCCCGAAUAAGAAAGUGCGGGAAAAGCGGAAAAGCCUAUACAUUAACCAUUUAACACACAUCUCGGAGUCCAAGCAUACGGCUGCACCCCUGAGACGCAAGUACAGCUCCUGUUCAACCAUUUUCUUGGACGACAGCACUGUCAGUCAGCCCAACCUCAAGUACACCAUCAAAUGUGUAUCACUUGCUAUAUACUACCAUAUAAAGAACAGAGAGGUAGAUAGUAGGAUGGUAAUAGAUAUUUUUGAUGAAAAACUCCAUCCUCUUUCAAAAACAGAGGUGCCAUCAGACUAUGAAAAGCACGACCCAGAACAGAAGCAGAUCUAUCGCUUCGUGCGGACACUGUUCAGUGCUGCCCAGCUCACCGCGGAGUGUGCCAUUGUCACUUUGGUCUACCUUGAGAGGCUGCUGACGUAUGCAGAGAUUGACAUCGGCCCUGCGAACUGGAAGAGGAUUGUUUUGGGUGCCAUACUUCUGGCCUCCAAGGUAUGGGAUGACCAGGCAGUGUGGAACGUGGACUAUUGCCAGAUUCUGAAGGACAUCACCGUCGAAGACAUGAAUGAGCUGGAGAGGCAGUUUCUGGAGCUGCUCCAGUUCAACAUCAAUGUGCCCUCAAGCGUCUACGCCAAGUACUACUUUGACCUGCGCUCCCUGUCCGAGGCCAACAACCUGAGCUUCCCUCUGGAGCCGCUGAGCAGAGACAAGGCACAGAAACUCGAGGCCAUCGCUAGAUUGUGUGACGACAAAUACAAGGACUUGAGAAAAGGCGCCAAGAAGCGAUCAGUCAGUGCCGACAACCUCGCGGUGGUCAGAUGGUGCCCUGCCAUCCUCUCCUAACAGCCAGAGACCUUGGGACAGAGAGCCAGAACACGUGAGGGGGGGACGGGGCUACAAGAGGCAUCUGAAUCCUCACAGGCGCAGGCAGGUCUCUUGUUUAAAGGGACGCCUCUCCUGCUUCGAUCCUCCACUCAUGUCCAGAGCCUGUGCUGCUCUCACUGGGUGGGGUCGCCUCUCCUCCCCCUCCCCCUCCCCCUCCACCUCCCCCUCCAAGGUUUUUCCUACCAUAAGUAUUCCAGUUUGUGUCUCACUGUACAUAAGAGAUGGGCCUUCACUUCCCUCCUCCCAAUCCAUCUGCCUCUCUUUCUCUUCCUCCUCUAUAUCCUCCUCCUCCUCCUCCUCCGCCAGGACAGCAUAAAGUUUGGUUUUGAAGAAGGCAUCCCAAGGUGGACAGGACAGCACCACUAGUCAGUUACCACGAAGGACAAGGGCAAGGACAUGUUUUAAGAGGACUCCUAAAGACCAACAAUGGCCCCGUAACCCACCAAGUAAUCAGAGCAGCCACCUGCUAUUAGGGGCACCAUUCCAACAGUGCAGUCAAUCAUCCAUUGCUUUCUGCUGCUGCCUUGAUUGGUAUUUAAUAGCUAACUAUAAUUAGUACAUUCCUUUGAGUCCAGUGGCUUUUGAGCUUCUGAGUAACAUCGGCUCAAGCAUGAGAUGUGCAUCAAAGAGAGGCCUCAUGUUUGAAGCCUUAAACUGUGGACAAAUAGUGGUCUGUGCUCUUUCCCAUCAUUUAGAAGACCCCUCUCCUUAUUUUAUUUUUCUAUGUUUAAUCUAAAUCCUAUUUUUGGUCAGAUGUCAAGUCAAGUUGAAAAUGUUUCCUCAAGCUUCAAGUAUGCCACCUAAACCCAACUAAAGUCAGCUGGGAGGAGCAGGAGCAGGAGCCCGGGAGCACUCAUCUAUACACACAUCCACCUUCUGAAGAGGGACCUGGUCUUUGGUCUUUGAAGAGGGACCUGGUCUUUGGUCUUUGAAGAGGGACCUGGUCUUUGGUCUUUGAAGAGGGGGCCUAGUCUAGACCUAGCCUGGUCUUUGAAGAGGGGACCUAGUCUUUGGUCUUUGAAUGGCAAUACAGUAUGUGAAGCACACAGACACUGACUGGAAUCAUUCCUCUCCUUCAUCUAGAUUUCAGUUGCGUAUGCUGUUAGUCUGGGAGGCUUUUAAGGUGCUUUAUACGGCCUCCUGCGAGGGUAACUGCUGUAGACCCCCUCCCUACGCCUGCGCUCUCUCUCUCUGAUCAGCAGGCAUCGGGGGAGCCAGGGGACCACCAUGUUGUUAUUGGGAACCAUUUUCAGAAAGGGUUGUCUUUGAAGAGAAAAGCGGAGUGAGGGAGUAUUGGGGGGGGGUGAAAGGUGAAAGGUCAUUGGAAAAAUGUCACAUUAUCAUUGGCAAACACAUGGUUCUAGAUACUGCCAAGUGGGAAGAAGACCUACACACAGUAUCUCUGGAUUUAUUUUGAUUUUGACAUUUUCAGAUAUUUAGAUAUUCUUUUCCAUUGCAAUGACUGAAGAAACCAAGGCCAUCAAGAAAUGACCUAAACAUGGUGUAUUAGAUUCCACAAAGAUGUUUGUUAAAGAUUAUUGAGCAGUAGCCAGCAGCAGAGGACUGGAGUCUUCCUUACUGGUGAAGAUAUGUCUUGUGCUGCUGGCCAACUGUUUGGGCUCGGGCAGGGAGAAGCCAAUGGGAGAGAGAGAGAGAGGCUGAACAGAGCGGUCGCGCAGCGUUAGUCUGCAAUAUCAUUUCCUUCAACUCAAAAGGCCAGAGUUAACUGAAUUUCCUGUUUUUCAAAAUGCAAAAAUGUUAUGAAAUUAUUUCAAAGUUAGUCGGUGAGUUGUGAUUGCACACAAGAUCUUAAAAAAAAUUUAAAAAAUCAUGUUACCAUCCUUCAUUCCAAAUGAACAGGAGCAUGUACAGUAAGCAUAGAGCCGGUCCAUGCAUAGCAAUGCAUGUGUACUUAGAAUAUUUAUUUUCUAAAACAUGGAGGUAUAAAAUUUCUUUUGUGAAGAUUCAUGUUGGUAGCUGUUAUUUUUAUUCAAUUUCUAACAUAAACACCUAAUCACAAAAGCAUUACAGAUUAAUAAAUGUUACAUUAAGAUUAGUUUGUACAAUGUAUAUAUAAGACCCUGUGUGUUCAGAUCGUGAUUAAGAAGAAUAAAAAUGAUGUAUAUGUAACAGAUCAGUAUUGAUGUAAGAACAGGAGUAAUCUUUCAGAGUUUAAUAGAACAAUGCCAAGACUUAGGGAGCCACUGAUUUGGCAUUAUCCUAUCCAAUACAAUACAGAAAGAGCGGCAUAUUCUUCUUAUUUCAAAAGCUUUUGGUAAAUUGAGUUGACACUGUGCAUCAUGUCUGAAAUUGGAAUCAUAUAAAAAUUGGAAUCGUUUUCAUUGUUUCUUGCUUUCGUUUGUGAAAGCUUUAUUUUAGCAAUGAUUAAAUCCGUUUGAACCGUUUCUGCCUAUCCAUUAUCAAGUAUCAGAUUUUCCCCAAAUAGUAUCAGCUGUACAUUGUCCACUCUUAAUUUUCUUGUUUACAUAGUUACAAACUGUAUUGUGACGGUAAUCCCAUAUUUCACGUUCAUCAGUUUUCAAUCAAUUCUUUAGUGAUUCAAAAAGGGAUGGAUCUUUACCAAAGUAUAAAAACAAUGAAGGACGCUCCAAUGAGGAGCACUAGUGCUUUAGAGGCCCGCUGCACUUUUGGGUUGGAAUAGACAGAGACAGAGACAGAGACAGAGAGAGACAGACAGAGAGA